UUGGAGAGUAUAUAUCGCAAAAAGAAGCCAUGGGGAUUAAAGGGCGUGGUGAUCGUGAAGAAGAUGAACAACUGCUGAGAGCCAUUAAACUUUCCAUGGGGGACAACAGCGUUACUGAUCAAACACGGGGACAACAGCAUUAUGGAGCAGAUCUCAGAUUUUCUUCAGGGCCCUCAACUGACUGCCCAUGGCUUGUCAUGCUUGCAUAAAGACCUUGAAGAAAAGAAACCUUGUGUACUUUUCUGGAAUAAUCAUUGGAGCACAGUAAUUAAGUUUGAAGAAGAAUUAUAUAUUUUAGCUUCCGAUUCAAGUUUCUUAUCAAGUGAAUCCGGUGCUGUUUGGCAAAAGUUGGAAGAUGUGAAUGGGGGUGGUUCAUUUGUGGAUAGCUCCUUCACACCAAUUAAAUAUGCCGGUGAAGGAGCAAGCUUCUGCAGUGAUCAGGCUCGUCUAAUUCAGAGUAACCAAGAAUCUGCUGAUCCCCAAUGGUGGCCCCAGGGACUUGGUGGAAAGAAUGAAUGGGAUCAUACUGGAAGAAAUGCUCCUGCUGGAAAGGAAAAUACGGUCAAUCCAGACAUUCCAAUUCCAUGUCAUGAGGACUUGUCAGCUGUUGAAGUGGUAACUGAGGAGCAGUUGCCACCUGCUGAAAUAACAGAUGUUAUUUUACCUCAAAAGGUACAUAGCUCCUCAAGCACUCCUGAAGUUGCAAGAUCAGAUCAACUAAAGGACGCAGCGGCUUCACAAACCCCUAAAUGUUCAAUUCAAGCUGUGCCAUAUUCAACACCUAUAUCUUCACCACAACCACUAGGCCGUCAGAUAAUAGCAGAAGAAGAACGGGCUCAAUUGUUGUUCGGUUCAUUUGGUUGCUGUGACCUUAAGUAUUGGCCUUCUUACCCGACGGUGGUCUGUAACUCUGAUGUAAUGGCCAAGUCAGUGCCUACUGUUUCCAACAAGAGGGGGUUUUCUUCAUUUGUUGACAAACCCCUCUAUAUUUCGAAAGCUUCAUCAGAGCACCGUGCCCAACAAAGUGCUUUUACAAAUCGUUUUCUCGAAUUUCUCAGAGGGUUUAGAUUGGGGAAUACCGAAGAGCCUUAUUACAAAGGAACAGCUGCUUCUAUGGUUUUUCUUGAUCUUCCAAUGAUGGACGUAAAGUUUGAUCAUAUCAAGAUAUUUGAUAAUGAACUUGCACUUAUGAUAUGCCAUGACUUUGAGAGAAGUAGGCUAGAUCUGAACUAUGCAGCAAAAUCAUUUAUCAUGGAUUUUAGAAGUCAGUUGGAAGGGAUGUUCAUGAAGAAGUUUGAAAGCUUCGACAACAUUAUAGUUCGUAUAGAUGGCUUACCGAAAAUUGACAGAUUAAUGUCACUUGAGGCUUUUGUGAAAUUGCCUGGAAAUCAUUUUGUUGAACCAAGAACUUUAUUCGCUACUGGGAGUUCAUUAACUGUUGCAAGUGGUACAAGAGUUGGAAGAAUCAUAGCAACAGGUGCGCUUCAAGAAAUAUUGAAGGCACAUGCUAGUCGCAACAGCUGGAAUGGCAGUUUUAAAAGAAAGAACAUUUUAGUAAGAAAUGGUUGCUAUUCUGAAAUCUCUAUGCCUUUCCAUGCUGAGUUCAGCAGGGACUCUAUGCUCAAUGAUUAUAUAGCAUAUUUUGAUGAAGUGAUCUCCCUAUUUGAAUUAAAAGGAGUAGGAUGUCCUGCCUUUUUUCCUUGGAUGCGGAAGUCCUUGUUAAGAUUCAUGCCAGCUCCUUCUCCAUCCUUCUGCGAUGAAUUCAGGCAUUUUCAAUGCUUUGCAAUGGCGCAAUUUGCUUUGAAGCGUCCUGUCGUUAGGAUUGGGUUCCUUUCAAAUCUUUACAGGCUCCGGAGAUGUGCAAAUCGACAAGUUAGAAAAACUCUACUUGCCAUUCUUAGGAGCUUAUCAUUAAGAUCAGACUGGAGGGUUAUUGUUCUAUUGCACAGCCAUCCCAUUCUGGUAAAAGUGUACCUAUUCAACAAAAAAAAGGAUAAGGAAGGAAAUGGUGGUGGAAAGACAAAGGAAGGAAAUGGUGAGAAUUCUAAGGAUCAGAAAGGUGGUGAAAAAACAAAUGAUGCAGAUUACAAGAUGGCAAAGUUGACGAAGUAUGAUAAUUCAGCUAACCAUCUUGUUAUUUACACUCGCCACGUGAUUGAACACGGGAUGGAUCCAGCACAACUUGAGAGCGAUGAUGAAGUCUUGGAAGAUGAAAUGUAUCAACUAGACGAUGAAUCAAUUGAGAUGCUUUCAGAGCUAGAUUUGCUGUAUUCACAUUACCUGGAGUUGAAUGACAUGUUGGAAGAGUUGUUCUACAGUGGUAUGAUGACGAAAGAACUUUGGCAAGUGUUCGAGGAGAUAUUGGAUGUACACAACAUGGUGGAGCCUCUGUAGUGACUAGAUACACUUUUAAUCACUGAUUGGAAGAUAUAACUGAAGAUCGACAGAUGUCCGUUCUGGAAUCCAUGCCCUCAGCUACUAGUGGCAAAGAACCUGAGUAGUCAAACGAACAGUAAUCGGCUGAAAGUUUCCUGUAGAUAGUGUUUAGCUGGCUCUGGUGUCUUGUUUAGUUGUUUGUGACUGGUUGUCUGUCUGGUUCCUGGUAAGAGGCAAGAGGACAUAUACCAAGAGCUUCGAACUUGGUUCAUGAUGGUUUUCAUCUGAUUUAGGCAGCUUACACAUUGAUGGUUGUGUCCAUCAGUAUAUUUUGUACUCUCUAUCCCAAUUUAACUAUCACCUAAGCAAAGUUCUUCCAUCCCAGUUUAAUCAUCACCUAAGAAAAAUCUAAAAAGCGUAGAUACUGAAGACUGUUAACCUUCAUCAUUUUAAUCCAUAUUGGUUAAGGUGUUUUGUUGUUU
Molecule: messenger RNA, 2858 nt
Organism: Oryza sativa Japonica Group (Japanese rice)
Lineage: Eukaryota; Viridiplantae; Streptophyta; Magnoliopsida; Poales; Poaceae
Product: alanine--tRNA ligase
Biological process (GO): alanyl-tRNA aminoacylation; protein K48-linked deubiquitination
Cellular component (GO): chloroplast; cytosol; mitochondrion
Molecular function (GO): cysteine-type carboxypeptidase activity; K48-linked deubiquitinase activity; nucleic acid binding
Source: RefSeq, a predicted model, not a curated record